Molecule: messenger RNA, 684 nt
Organism: Schizosaccharomyces octosporus yFS286
Lineage: Eukaryota; Fungi; Ascomycota; Schizosaccharomycetes; Schizosaccharomycetales; Schizosaccharomycetaceae
Product: SNARE Sec20
Exons: 1
Coding region: 1-684 (227 amino acids)
Biological process (GO): retrograde vesicle-mediated transport, Golgi to endoplasmic reticulum
Cellular component (GO): endoplasmic reticulum; SNARE complex
Molecular function (GO): SNAP receptor activity
Source: RefSeq, a predicted model, not a curated record
AUGGCAGAAAUCUUGCAUUUGCUGGAAUCAAAGGUCUCUGAAUUACAGAGAGCCGAAACUUCCCAAGAGCUAAAACUUUAUCUUCGUGAUUUUCGGCGAUUGUGGGAGUUGGCCCGUGUGGAAUUCGAGUAUUCUUCUGUGGACUUGGAUUCAACUUUGCGCUAUGAGAAAACAGUUCAAGAGUAUUUGCGACUAAAAAGGCGUUUUAGAGACAAGAUAGCAGCUGGAAUUCCUUGGGUAUCUAUUGUAUCAGAAUUGAACGCUCUUUCCAAUGUGUCUCAGGAAUCGCAGAGAUCACCAUCGGAAAAGACUGAAGUAGAGCAUAAAGAUACUGAACUUAUGACGACCGAUGAUAUGCAUUUGACAAGUGCAAGUCAGGUGACUACUGCGAUGAGAGAUCUUCAUGUACAAAUGGUACAAGCGGUAGACAUGAGUGCAGCAAAUUCAAAUGAACUGGCUUCAAGCACUAGUUUAUUGGAGAGCUUGCAAGAAAAAUAUUUUGGUGUCGAAGAUGUUUUAUAUGCCAGCAAAAAGAUUAUGAGAUCGCUUAAAUUUAAUGACCAGAAAGAUUAUUACCUUGUGAUCUCUGGAUUUGGCUUUUUUAUGUUUGUUGUGUUUUAUCUUGUGUGGAAAAGGAUUGUUUGGCCGAUUUUAUCCAUGUUUUUCUGGUUUCUGAGAUGGUGA